AUGGCUACGCCUUUAAGGCUUUUCGUCCGAAACGCAUCAGAAACACAAUGUGCGAAGAUGAUUCUGCCAUCGGCGCGAAUGCUCUCGACCAAAUCGAUUCCUGUACCAUCUGCAAACGUGCACAUUGACUCGAUAUCUCCAAGUCUUCGACAUGUCUUUACCUCGGCCUUUAAACGUAUCUCUACUGCAGAUUCGACGGUUCCUGUCUCAUCUAUUUUGGCCAUCGCGCAUGGUCGGCAAAUGUCUAUUUCUUCGUCUCUGCGGCCGCAGCAAUACCGUCCCUUUACAAAACUCUUCAAAACUCAGCAAAGAUCUCUCUUCGGUGGUAAUACGUCACACAAUUUACUCUCUCAUCUGGAAGUAACGGCCAACAAGAAUCCGAGUAGUGCUACCGCGCAAAAUGCUCUCUACCAAGCGCUUUUGAAGGCGAAUAUGCCCGCCAUCAUUGCCGACAGAUAUCAGACCGGUCAUUUCGCAUCAAACGCUGCUUGUGAAGCUGCAUACCACAGAGCGUUAGGCAUGUUAGGACAAAUGAACAGUGGCAUGGCGAAUGCUUCCGGACAACCAGGAAAUCUCGGCAACGCCCAAUUACAAGCUAUCGGUCAAGCAGUUGCUGCUAAUUCUCGGGGUGGUAACAUUGCUAUGUCUCACGGCCAAGUAUCAGGUUCCGGCGAUAAAAACUCUCCUAUGCAUGUUGUUGUUGAUGAAACUAUGGGUAACACCAUCUUCAAAUGGGUUAAAUUUGGUCUCUACUUUGCACUUUUCACCUACAUCAGUUUGGUCGUCGUUGCUAUGAUGAUUGAAGGCUUUAAUUCUGUUGUUGCUAGAAGGCCCGGAGGGGCCAAAGCCGACAAUGAGGCCAAGGCUGAACAUCAAAAUGUCAGGUUUACGGAUGUUCAUGGCUGCGAUGAAGCAAAGGAUGAACUUCAGGAACUCGUAGAUUUCCUGAAGAACCCGGAAAAGUUCUCUACACUCGGUGGAAAAUUGCCAAAGGGUGUCUUGCUGGUUGGCCCUCCUGGAACUGGUAAGACUUUGUUGGCUCGUGCCGUUGCUGGUGAAGCUGGAGUUCCAUUCUUCUUUAUGUCUGGUAGUGAAUUCGACGAAAUAUAUGUUGGUGUUGGUGCUAAACGAGUACGGGAACUAUUUACUGCUGCGAAAAGCAAAUCACCCGCCAUAAUCUUUAUCGACGAACUAGACGCUAUUGGAGGAAAACGAAAUGCUCGGGAUGCCGCAUAUUCUAAGCAAACUCUCAAUCAAUUACUCACUGAACUGGAUGGAUUUGCACAAAACAAUGGCGUUAUCAUCUUAGCUGCUACCAACUUCCCCGAGUUACUAGACAAGGCUCUCACAAGACCUGGCCGAUUUGAUCGAAAUGUCGUCGUCGGUUUACCAGAUGUGCGUGGCCGAUUGGCGAUCUUGAAGCAUCACAUGCAAAAGAUCAUUGCUUCUCCUGAUGUCAACAUUGAAACACUUGCUUCUGGUACACCAGGCUUUUCCGGCGCCGAACUCGAGAACAUCAUCAAUCAAGCUGCUGUACACGCCAGUAGAGCGAAAGCGAAAGCGGUCUCCAUGUUAGAUUUUGAAUGGGCUAAGGACAAGGUAAUGAUGGGUGCUGAAAAGAGAAGCAUGGUUAUUUCUCAAAAGGAAAAGGAGAUGACAGCCUAUCAUGAAGCGGGGCAUGCGCUCGUUCUUAUGUUCACCCCUGGGACAGAUCCGUUACACAAGGUUACAAUCAUGCCUCGAGGCAGUGCUCUCGGUAUAACCUUUCAUUUGCCAGCGAUGGAUAAAUACUCAAUGACCUUGGACGAGUAUGAAAGUAGGCUCGAUGUGUGCAUGGGAGGUAAGGUGGCAGAAGAAAUCAAAUAUGGUCCCACAAAGGUUACGAGUGGAGUUUCCGGGGACCUCCAAAGCGCCACAAGUCUUGCAUACAACAUGGUCACUCGAUUUGGAAUGUCGCCUGAGCUUGGAAAUGUAGAUUUGAUGACAAACUAUGAACAACUAUCCGCAGGAACGAAGCUCCUUGUCGAAUCUGAAGUUCGCCGUGUCAUUGAGGAGGCUCGUCUUCGUGCUGUCAAGCUCAUUGAAUCCAAGCGUAAGGAAUUGGAUCUCCUUGCUAAAGCCUUAGUGGACUACGAGACGUUAGAUAGGGAAGAAGCCUUUAAGGUUAUAAGAGGAGAGAAGUUGGAGGGUAGAGCGAUCGCUCCUUCGGGAAGCAUAAAGGUACCUGAAAGUAUGGGUACCUCACUGGCGCCAAUUCCUGGAAGCCAAGGGCCUGCGGAUAAGGGACCCAAAGGACCACCUGGUGGAGGUGCUCUUGCACAAUAA
Molecule: messenger RNA, 2325 nt
Organism: Sclerotinia sclerotiorum 1980 UF-70
Lineage: Eukaryota; Fungi; Ascomycota; Leotiomycetes; Helotiales; Sclerotiniaceae
Exons: 3
Coding region: 1-2325 (774 amino acids)
Biological process (GO): protein quality control for misfolded or incompletely synthesized proteins; mitochondrion organization
Cellular component (GO): mitochondrial inner membrane
Molecular function (GO): ATP hydrolysis activity; ATP binding; metalloendopeptidase activity
Source: RefSeq, a predicted model, not a curated record